AAGCACGAACUUGCCCCGAGUAUGGCGCCCUUGGUUGAGCACCGAGUUGCCGCCAGGUCGGGAUUGGGUUUGGAAGCCUGUCGAAGGGGACUUUGAAUCCGUUGUCCCGCCAGAAAAGAGACUUUCCGGGUUUCGACGCUGAUGCUUCGGGACGGGGUAGCCACCGUUGGAAGUGGGGUGGUGUUGGAACGCCGCCGCUUAAGAGUAAAUUGAUGGGUCUCCUGAUAACCUUUCGAACAACUACGAAGGGAGAGGUCUGUGCUUCAGAGGAUUAUUCUUGCCGUCGAUAAAUUGUUGUUCCAGCUAGUUUUGGAUUUUGCGUAUUGCGCGCUCAUAAUUCUUGUGGACCACUCUUGAAUACCCUUACUGUGUGUGGAGUGUGCUUGAGCUGUUUCAGCCGGAACUCAGCGUUGCAUUUUAGAGUUUGGGAAGGAAGCAGUCUGGGAUGUGUAGCGACUUUCUGAUGUUUCGACCCGAAUUUUAUUUUCGUAUUCGAGGAUAGUGAGGUUUUCCUGCUAAUUCGGGAGUAUGACUUGAAGCAGUUGGUUUCACGUUAUGAACUUAGCUACCUAUGGGAGAUUUUGGCGGAUAGGGAUAGGGCUCGACCUGACAGGUCUGGUGAGAGUGGCGGUAGCUGGAGGUUUCGAGUCAUGGCAAAGCUUUUGUAAGGUUUAGAAUAUUGUCUCGGCGUCCAGUGUAAGAUAAAGAACUUGGUAUCCCUGAGGUAGUGACCGACAGAAGGGAGAGAGGGCUCGUUCUUUGCUAAGUUUGUAAAACGUAGGCAGGAAUGGCGUCGUCCUCGAGUUCUCCGUGCGCUGCUUGCAAGUUCCUGAGGAGAAAAUGCACAUCGGAAUGUGUGUUUGCGCCCUAUUUUCCUCCCGACCAGCCCCACAAGUUUGCCAAUGUUCACAAGAUAUUUGGAGCUAGCAAUGUCACUAAGCUCCUGAACGAACUCCCCACGCACCAAAGGGAGGAUGCGGUGAAUUCUCUUGCUUACGAAGCAGAUGCGCGUGUGAAAGAUCCUGUCUACGGGUGCGUGGGCGCUAUAUCAGUCUUGCAGAGGCAAGUGGCGCAACUGCAGAAUGAUCUAGCAUCCGCGCAUUCAGACUUGGCGAGGUAUGCAGCGGCAGGAAUGGUUGUCCCUUCCGUGGACCAGGGAGUGUCAUCGUCUUUAGGAUUACGAACAAGUCUUUCUCAAGGACAUGCGAGCCGGGAGCAGAUGCUGACGAGGGAGCAGUUGAUGGACCUUGCAAGAGCAGACCCUUCACAUCUAUCUAGAGAGCAUCUCAUGGAACUUGCAAGGGUUGGAGGAGGAUCUUAUGAAACCCUUCAAGCACUUGGCCUUUCUGGAGCGCUAGGACCGCUUCGAGCAUCCGCUUCUAAUUUUAGACCUGGAGGGGAGGGGAGAAAUAGGAGUGGAAGCGGAACCGGAGGUGGAGUUAGUGGCAGUAACGCUGGAGGACAAAUCGCAUCUCCAUGACGGUUACAAGGGCUGUACUCAGAGAACUAUGAAACGAGUAGAAACACUUGCCGAGUAUUUUGGACGAGAACCUUGACAUUUGCAGCUCAGGACGAUUUGGAAGGAAGUAGCACAAAGACAGAAUCGGUGGCUACGAAUUCGAGAGCACGCAGUUUUUGCGGUGUCAAGUCUGAGGGGUAUCAUUGGUUAUCUAUUCAGAUCUCUUCUAUAGAACGCGCCUAGAUGUGACGAACUCGCCAUCGUCAGGUGGCACCAGAACUCGCCUCAUGGUGAACAGUGAGCUCGCCCCUCCCUCUCAGAUUUGUAAAAGCGAGGUUCGAUAUAUGUACAUGUUUUCACGUCAAGAGAGCCACCGCUUCUCCCACCCAGAUGGGUUUGCAUGCAUCAUCCAAAGGCCUUUUCAAUGUGCCGCAGCUUGUCACAGAGUCCUAGACCAUUUCGCGUCCGUGGCGACAGUUUCUAGAUCUCCGAUAACUAACUCAACUCCAACCGCGUUGCCAUGGGUGAGAGGCCUAUUCAAUCCAGUCCGUUGAGAAAAAUCUACCCUCGUGCGAUGCUCUAAACAAGCAGUCCUUCGCCGCAUCGAAGCGUGUAAUCACUCCCCAUCUACUCAGCAUCUCACAGUUCGGCGCCAGGUCAUGCAGGGUCGACUUUCAAGCCAUCAGAAGCAGACACGAGUAGAUCUCUCUCUUCGCAUGAAGGAAGAAUUAGAUUGGGAAGUUUCAGUUCGGUGUUCGAAGGACACUGCGGCGUCAUCGGUGCAUGUUCGGCGACACCCAGUUUUGUAGAUCGUUGCUGGUUCAGGCUUGGAUCUGUGUCUGUAGUCACUCCAAUUUGAGCCAGAUCUAGACUGUUGUACGCAUUCUGUCAAGUUCAAAAUGUGCGAUUAAUGCAAAAUGCAUCGAAGUA
Molecule: messenger RNA, 2389 nt
Organism: Physcomitrium patens
Lineage: Eukaryota; Viridiplantae; Streptophyta; Bryopsida; Funariales; Funariaceae
Product: protein ASYMMETRIC LEAVES 2
Source: RefSeq, a predicted model, not a curated record